CUCUCUUUCUUUUUAUUUUUUCUCAUUUCCCUUCAUAUAUUUUAUAUUCACAUUAUAUUUAGUUUGUGAAAAAAAAAAGAUGAAGGCUCAAGCACGUCGAAAAGUUUCAUAUGUCAUCAGGCAGCCUAAUGGAAGAAAAGCUCAUUGUUUAGGUGUGAACUCUUUGGCUAUUGAUAGUAGUGCUGUUUAUAACAAUAAUAUAACUGAAGGUGGCAUUCUUUAUUCUGCUGGUAGAGAUGGUGUAGUCGCUGGUUGGAAAUUACAUAUUCCUUUAAAACAACAACAACUUGAAGACGAUACUUGGAUACACGAUCAAGAGAUAUUGUCUUCGACUCCAGCUACUUGUGAUGCUUUUUCACAAAUGCAUACAGAUUGGGUGAAUGAUAUUGUGGUGUGUGAACAAGGCACAAGUGUGGUAUCCGCAUCAGCCGAUAGAACUAUCAAGUUAUGGAAACCUUAUAGUGAAGAUUCCCAUCAAGCUCAUACCAUUGGAUGGCAUACGGAUUAUGUGAAAUGUUUGGCUUAUGCACCACAAGCAGGUUGGGUGGCUAGUGGUGGUUUGGAUAAACGAAUUAAUAUAUGGGAUUUAGAAAAAAGAGAAGCGUCUCUUACUAUUCAAGUUGGAUCGAUGAAUAUCAAUAAUGAUCAUUCUGGUGAUACAUCAAAUACAUCGCAUGGAACUUCUUCAAAGUCUUCUAUUUAUGCUAUGGCAGUGAACCCUUCAGGUACUCUACUAGUCACUGGUUCUCCAGAAAAAGUUGUGCGUAUUUGGGAUCCGAGAUCUGGGAAACGGGUCAGUAAGUUAACAGGUCAUACAGAUAAUAUUCGAGCAUUAUUGAUUAGUCACGAUGGUCAACAUGUACUAUCAGGAUCAUCAGAUUCGACCAUUAAACUCUGGUCAGUGAAAGCACAACGAUGUCUUACAACCUAUGAAACACAUACAGAUUCAAUUUGGUCCUUGUAUUCGGAUCAUCCUGAUCUCAAGACAUUUUACGCAGGAUCUCGUGAUGGAUUGGUAACCAAAACUGAAUUACCAAGGGAAGGUGCGAACGAAAAACAUGAUGAAAGUGAAUGUAUUGGUUUAUUUAAAGAAAACUCUGGUGUUGGCAAGAUUGUUGCUUUUGAUGAUACUUAUAUUUGGACAGCUACUUCAAGCUCAAGUAUCAAUCGAUGGUUAUCUGUGCCUUCAAGAGAAAAUCGUCAAGUCCUUACAAGAUCUGAUUAUAAUCCUGAUAUUCCACCCUCUGCUAUAGUUAGAUUACCUCCUACUCAAACUGUAUUCUCUCCUCAAGUACCUGAACACUUUUUACCCAAUGAUAGUUUGACAAUUUAUGCUGGAUCCGUCAUGUCUAUACCAAUGAGCUAUAAUGAUGAAGAUGAUGACUCUACUGAAUCACUCACUCCUUUACGUGAGCAACCUGAUCAAACUAUAGAAGGAAAUCCUGGUAUUACUGCUCAUUUAGUGUUACAAAAUCGACAUCAUGUACUAACAAAAGAUACUACUGGGGAUGUAGCUUUAUGGGACAUCGUUCGCUGUACAGAAAUCAAGAAGUUUGGACAACGUAGUCUUGAAGAAGUGGCGCAAGAAAUAAGUGGUAUUGAAAGCUUCCCUUCUUGGUGCUCGGUGACAACCAAGAUUGGUGCUAUUACUGUGCAAUUACUUGAAUCUAAUUGUUUUGACUGUGAAAUGUAUGCUGACGAAAUAGGCCUCCCUAUCGAUUAUCAAUAUCGUGAAGAUCAAAGAGUGAAUCUUGGAAAAUGGCUACUGAUCAAUCUAUUCUCAUCAUUCGUCACUGCGGAACUACAGGAGCAAGAAAAAAGUCUCAAGGGUCAUGAUAAUGAAGGAAUGGAAAUAGCACAUCACGAAGUUAGUUCGCAGGAUGGGACAAAUACUUCUCAACAACAACAAACUAAGUCAAUUACAUCAUCUGAUGCCACACCAACAAUACCUGCUAUUCAAAAUGAACCGACCCCACCAACACCAACAGUGACUGCACUCAAAAUUCCUCUUAGUGCCGUUACAACCAACACUGACAGCUCACCAUUUCACCCCAGUUUAUCCAAUAGUCCACUUGAUCAACAGGGAGGAACGCCGCCCAAUUUUCCAUCCGUUAUCACUACAAAUGGAACAAGUGUUUCUUCACAGACGAAUGGUCCUUUGACUGCUCCACCUACCACAGGUCGUUCUUUUGAUUAUUUCUCUAAAUCGCAUCAACCUGUUCAGAAUCAUUCAUCAGUUCAACCUCCACCGCCAGCCGCUCUCUCGUCUUCACCAGUAUCACCUACUAAUUCCAACUUUAUGCAUCGGCUCAAAAAUCUAUCAGUCAAGGCCAAGCUAGCAAAGGUUCCCAACAGUGAUGAUAAGUCGGAAGGCUAUACUACGGAAGAAGACAAACAGACUUCAUUUACUUCAGUUAAUGGGAAUGGAGAUACUGACUCUGCCUUGACUUCAAAUGGUAUCUUACCCGGGAAAAAUGAAUCAAACUCGACUACAACGAUGACUGAUGAUAACAAGCAGCAACAAUCACAGAAUUUCCCACCGUUGAUGAUUCCUUCCUCCACCUCUAUUAUUAUUGCGGAAGAAAGUGCUGAAGCUUCGACAAGUAUGGAUUUAUAUCGAGGUGAAGCCAGUUGUGUUGGUGAAGAUCAUGCUUUGAUUUCCAAAGUGGCUCCUUCUUGGUUAUUGGCUUUCCUAUUAUACAACAAAACACCAAGCAAAGAAACCGUCAAAUUAACAUUUGUAUUGAAACCACAUUCAGAAACUCAGUUACCAGAAUUGCCAGGAGGACCCAACAAUCGAUUAUUGGCCAAUCGUGUACUGCGCAUUCGAAAAUUACUUCAAUAUGUGGCUGAAAAGAUAGAAUUGGAUCCUUUACCAGAAGUGGAUGAUUUGGAACUACUUUGUGGAGAUACUGUUUUAACCCCAACAAUGACCUUGGCCUCUGUGAAGCAACACAUAUUGAAAUCAAGUGGUGAUGUGAUUUUGGCCUAUCGAUACAAGAAUGAAGCAUCUUCCCUCCCUCUGACUGACUCCUGAAAGAAAAAGAAGCAACUAUUAUAAAACAAUAGCAAUAUUAAACUAUUCUAUACUCUGCAGGUCGGGGGGUUCUACAUAUAUAUAUAUAUAU
This is a messenger RNA of Halteromyces radiatus, 3128 nucleotides long. RefSeq names its product WD40-repeat-containing domain protein. The coding region runs from base 80 to 3037 and encodes 985 amino acids. The record is from RefSeq and is a predicted model, not a curated record. The transcript has 16 exons. Gene Ontology annotation, molecular function: ubiquitin binding. Gene Ontology annotation, biological process: protein deubiquitination; double-strand break repair via homologous recombination. Lineage: Eukaryota; Fungi; Mucoromycota; Mucoromycetes; Mucorales; Cunninghamellaceae.